Molecule: messenger RNA, 2590 nt
Organism: Brassica napus (rape)
Lineage: Eukaryota; Viridiplantae; Streptophyta; Magnoliopsida; Brassicales; Brassicaceae
Product: conserved oligomeric Golgi complex subunit 2
Exons: 12
Coding region: 86-2362 (758 amino acids)
Biological process (GO): protein transport; Golgi organization; intra-Golgi vesicle-mediated transport
Cellular component (GO): membrane; COG complex
Source: RefSeq, a predicted model, not a curated record
UCUUCAAACUCUCAGUUUCUCACAACUCCUCCCAUCUCAGGGAUCCACUCAAGCUUCCCGGAGAGAGGAAGCAGCGAAAUCGAAAAUGUCAGAUCUGGUAACGACGUUGCCGUCGCCGUCAUCAGCGCCGAGAUCCGCCUCAGACUUCUUCUCCGAUCCUUACGACUCGCAUCCUCUAUGGUUCAAGCCUUCCCUCUUCCUUUCCCCCGUCUUCGACUCCGAGUCCUACAUCUCGGAGCUCCGCACAUUCGUUCCCUUCGACACUCUCCGAUCCGAGCUCCGAUCACACCUCGCAUCCCUCAACCGCGAGCUCGUUGAUCUCAUCAAUCGAGACUAUGCUGAUUUCGUGAGUUUAAGCACUAAGCUCGUCGAUAUCGACGAGGCUGUAGUCCGCAUGCGCGCCCCGCUCCUUGGUCUCCGCGAGAAGAUCGCUGCGUUUCGUGGUUCCGUGGAGGCCGCGCUUUUCGCGCUAAGGAGUGGAUUGCAGCAACGCUCCGAUGCUGCUUCUGCCAGGGAGGUUCUCGAAUUAUUGCUCGAUACUUUUCAUGUAGUAUCAAAGGUUGAAAAGCUUAUAAAAGUGUUACCAAGUGCGCCUUCUGAUUGGCAAAAAGAGGAUGGUGGUGUUUCCCUAAGGAGCUCUGUGAGUGUUGAAAAUUCCACGCAGCAAGAUGGCACAACCAUGAGAGAAACGCAGAGCAUGCUCCUGGAACGAAUAGCUAGUGAAAUGAAUCGACUCAAGUUCUAUAUGGCUCAUGCACAGAACCUGCCUUUCGUUGAGAACAUGGAGAAGAGGAUUCAGAGCGCUAAUGUGCUAUUAGAUGCUAGCCUGGGUCAUUCCUUCAUUGACGGGCUAAACAACAGCGACACAAGCGUUCUUUACAACUGCCUGCGUGCAUAUGCUGCCAUUGAUAACACCAAGAGCGCAGAAGAAAUUUUUCGUACAACGAUUGUGGCUCCAUUUAUACAUAAAAUUGUUGCACUUGAAACAUCAAAUAAUGCUGCUGGAUCAUCGGGAGAUGAACUUGAAAAUGAUUACAAGCAGAUCAAGCAUUUUAUUGCCAAGGACUGUAAAAUGCUGCUAGGAAUAUCUUCAACCGACAAAUCGGGUUUGCACGUUUUCGACUUCUUGGCAAAUUCAAUUCUGAAAGAAGUUCUUUCGGCAAUUCAGAAGGUCAAACCAGGAGCAUUUUCUCCUGGAAGGCCUACUCAGUUCUUGAAGAACUACAAAGCAAGCUUGGAAUUCUUGGCAUAUCUUGAAGGUUAUUGUCCGUCAAGGACUGCUGUCACUAAGUUUCGAACGGAAGCGGUAUAUAUCGAAUUCAUGAAGCAAUGGAAUGUGGGAGUAUACUUUUCACUGAGGUUCCAGGAGAUUGCUGGAGCCUUGGAUUCUGCUCUUACUUCUCCUUCUCUGGUAUUCAUUCAGGAUUCUGAUUUAGAUAAACGGAGUUCUCCGAACUUAAUACUCAGACAGAGCGCUACUCUUUUGGAGAGCUUGCGUUCAUGCUGGGAAGAAGAUGUUCUCGUUUUCUCCGCGGCUGAUAAAUUUCUUCGAUUGACCUUGCAGCUUCUUUCGAGAUAUUGCGUUUGGGUGUCAUCUUCCCUCCAUACUAGAAGGGGUAAUCCUAGCCCGAGUCCUGGAUGCGAUUGGGCAGUUUCAGCCACUACAGAAGAUUUUGUAUAUGUUAUACAUGAUGUAAAUGAUCUAGUCUCUGAAGUUUGUGGCGAUUACCUUGGACAUAUAUCACGCCAUUUAUCGUCAUGCUCCACUGAAGUUCUUGAUGUGGUGAGGACGAGCAUGUUACAGGGUGGAGAUAAAUUAAAGGAGGUCCUACCUUUACUUACCAACACAAUUAUUGAAAUAAUUGUUGAUAAAUCUGUUGAGGACCUAAGGCAGGUCAGAGGAAUAACAACAACAUAUAGGAUGACUAAUAAACCACCGCCGGUCAGACACUCACCAUACGUUGUUGGCAUAUUGCGUCAUGUAAAGGCCUUUUUGGAGGGAGAUAAGGCUACACAUUACUUGACGCAGGAAACAAGGGAGGAGAUACUGCUUGGCACUGUCACUGAUAUUACAAGGCGGUAUUACGAAUCAGCUGAUGAAGUUGUUAGCUUGGCAAGAAGAACGGAGUCAUCGCUUCAGCAAUUCCGUAGAAAGGCACAGAAAAGAGCAGGUGCAGCAUCAGGGGCCUCUGACGACAAUGUAUCUGAAACAGACAAGAUGUGUAUGCAGUUAUUCCUUGAUGCUCAGGAAUAUGGACGAAACAUCGCUGCUUUGGGGUUGAAACCGGCAGAUAUACCGGUUUAUUGUUCUCUCUGGCAAUGUGUUGCACCUGCGGAUAGACAAAACACAAUCAGUGUUUGAGGACUCGCAUACUUGCAUUUUUCACAUAUCAUAUAAUCUUACAAUAAUAAUAAAUAGGGCCCUAAGAAAUAGUAGGAAGUUGUUUCUUUGGUUAUAUUUUUGUUGUGUUUGUUUUGCAUACCAGUGAAAGUUCUGUUGCAUUAUGAUUGAGAGAUCCAUGUUUCAGUGUCAUCUUUCGGCCAUUCAAAUCUUAUUUUCAUCUUCAGUAUAUAAUACACACUUACCAAA